GUGCACAGACUGCCUGGACUAGUCACGUGACCGCAUCGCUGGCUGCGUGACGUGCAGGGCAGCGCCGGAGCCGAGUGCUGUUUUGCAUUCAAUCGGUGCGUCGUAGCCGCGCUGUAUUCAAGCAGACAUGACAGCGAUAGGAAAAAACAGCGGUUAGCCUCUUGUAAAGCCAGAGUCCGAGAGCAGGAGCGGAGAGACGGGGGGAAACACUCGGUUUCACAGAGCUGUCGCUGCUGGUCUGCCCGACCUCCCAGCAUUAGGAGCUGCGACGCUGGGAGAGGCGACGCCCACCUGACCCACCACGAUGUCCUCCAGUGACGGAGACGUCCGAGGUGAAGGUUCUUUGUUCUCUGACCAGAAUCCUUCAGAAAUGGAUGCGCUCUGUCCUUCUCCUCCUGGACCUUCCAGACCCCAGCGUAACUACGAGAGGAUUGGAGAGCCAACGGGAACCUCUUUUUGUCAGACCCUUAUCCACCUGCUGAAGGGGAACAUCGGGACGGGGCUGCUGGGUUUGCCUCUGGCUGUUAAGAACGCAGGCCUGGUGCUCGGACCCGUCAGCCUGCUGUGUAUGGGCGUCAUUGCAAUCCACUGUAUGAGGGUGCUGGUCAAAUGUUCUCACCACCUCAGUGCAAAGAUGAACAGGCCGUCUCUGACCUACGGCGAGGCUGUGCAGUACGGGAUGGAAAACGUCUCAUGGCUGAGGAGACACUCACACUGGGGGAAACGAACGGUCAACUUGUUUCUCAUCAUCACCCAGCUGGGCUUCUGCUGCGUCUACUUUGUCUUUCUCAGUGACAAUAUUAAGCAGGUGGUCGAAGCAGCCAACGGCACCACCUUCAACUGCCACAUAAACUACACCAACCAGACCCAGAUUAUGGUGCCCAGCUUCGACUCCCGUCUCUACAUGCUCUUCUUCCUGCCCGCCUUCGUCCUGCUGGUUUUCACCCCCAACCUGAAGUACUUGGCUCCCCUGUCUCUGCUAGCAAAUCUGGUCAUGACCGCCAGCCUGGUCCUCAUCUACUUCUACUCCCUGGUGAACAUCACGUAUCCCAUCAACCUACCGAAAGUCGGCAGGCUUAAAGACUACCCUCUCUUCUUUGGGACGGCCAUCUUUGCCUUCGAAGGGAUCGGAGUGGUUCUUCCCCUGGAGAACAAGAUGCAGAGGCCUCAGAGUUUUGUCCCGGUUCUGUAUUUGGGGAUGGGCAUUGUCACCUUCCUCUACAUCAGCCUUGGCACCAUAGGAUAUAUGUGCUUUGGAGAGCACAUAGGAGGGAGCAUCACUCUCAACUUGCCGAACUGCUGGACGUACCAGAUCGUGAAGCUGCUCUACUGUUUCGGUAUUUUCAUCACCUUCGCCCUGCAGUUUUACGUUCCGGCUGAGAUUCUCAUCCCGCCGGCCGUGGCUCGCGUAUCCGAGAGGUGGGAGAGAGCCGUCGACCUGCUGCUUCGCACCAUCUUGGUCAUCUUCACAUGUGCUCUCGCCAUCCUGAUACCGGAGCUGGACCUCGUCAUCUCAUUGGUCGGCUCAGUCAGCAGCAGUUUCCUGGCGCUGAUCUUUCCUCCCAUCCUCCAGAUUUUAACGUUUCACAGAGAGGGCGUGUCGCCGCCGGUGGCCAUCAAGAACAUCGGUAUUAGUUUGAUUGGGUUGGUGGGGUUCGUCACGGGAACCUACAUCGCCAUUGAGCAAAUCAUCGCCCGGAACGGACAGAAGCAUGAAGAGGCGUUCUCCUCCUACAUGAUCCAGUGAAGAAGUGAAAUGACUGUCGGUUUGGUGAAAGUUAACAAACCCAGACCAUUUAGAAACCAUUUUAGGGCACAUUUUUAGUCUCCUUUGAUUUGCUGCUGUUAGACAUUUUAAGAUGAACCUGUCAGAGGCUGUAAGGACUCGUGGUGUCUCUGCUGCACUACGGUGUCCUGUUGUGUCGGAUAUACGCGACUUAAGUCCAGCAGUGCAGGGCGGUCUGGUGACAGCAUCGUUAUGAUAGAAGCUAAAUCAUUCCUGGAAGUAGGAAAUCAAAAGUUUUUAAAGUUUGUAGGUAAUUUAUUUCUUUGACUGCCUGAAUAUAUUGAUGUGUUGUUUCAGUCAAAACCUCAAACUACCUCACAAUCUGGUAUCAAUUUGGUCUUGGGAAACUUUUUUAAAGGCGUGUCAGCCUGAACGGUUUCCCGCUUUGAGAUUUCUGAGAUUGACAACCUCGUUUAGAGAAAAAGGAAGAAAACAGUGUUUGUUGCACUUUGAUUUAUGCCUUAUUCAACGAAACAGCGCACUACUUUGACAUUGGUAACGCAUCACACAAACUUGGAAUGGAAUAAUUAUAACUUUAAAUUACUGUUACAACAGACAAAACAUUUUUAUAACUAAACGGUUGGGUAUCUAAUUUUUUUUAGCGUGUACUGAAUUGGAACCAGUUCCACAUUAAUACGAACCAGAGAUUGUUUAGGAUUUGUGCUCUUCAGUUUCUCUUCCGGACCCGCUGGCCCUCGUGACAAGGUACAGGUGUCAUGACAUGGUGAGAAGUUUGGCCAAGCUGUUGUUCCUGCAUAAUGUCUGAACUCGUUUACUGACCGCCAGCAAACACUGAAGCUGAUCCAAACAACGUCAGCGUUGGGCUGCUGGAUGUUUUGUGAUUUUCACACUGACUUCCCACUCAACUUUUCUUUGGUUAGUUUCACAAAGGGAGCAAAACAGGGUUUGUAACUCUGUAAGAACACCUGGUUCAAAUCAAAAUGUGUGUGAGACGAUGACGAAUGAUUAGAUUUUAAGGUACGCUGUGUUUUAAAGGUGGUUCGGUUUGGGACUGAAGAGCACAUUGAGAAUCAAUGGGCUUAAUCCGAUACUCAACCCUAAGGCAAAACCUGUCAGAUUUGUUCUCUGUUUGUAUCAGAGCGCUUUUCUUUAACACCUUUUCUCUUAAACUUUUUUUAAUGUGUUUUUAUGUUUUAAUGUGUUUACUAAAUUAAUGGGUAAUGGUAUUUUUGAAUAGUUUUUUUUUUAUUCAGCAGCAUGCAUUUAUAAGACUUAGAGCUAACCUUCACUGUGUCAUUUUGGUUUAAUUACAGAGCGACUCUGCAUGUAAUAUAACGUUAUGUGUGUUGUAAUAUAAAAGACAAGCUGUAGGUAUCAUCUUUGUAAAAUAAAUCCCGUCUGUUAGGAGCAGAUGAGCGUGACACUCGUACUGCAAGUCAUGCUGAAGCUCGUGUGCUGUCGUAUGUCUUCAGCGUUAGAAAGAAGGCGUUUGGAUUCAGUAAAGACGAAUCUCUGAGCUUCACGUCUGGAGACUUCAGUUGCUUUUGUGUAGAAGCCCUUUUGUUGCACAUGUAAAUGCAGAAAUGUCUAAUCGAUUUAAAUAACAGUCUGUAUGAGAUUUUCCUACUGGACACUUUAAGAGAUUAUCAAGGUGAUGAUGAUGAUGUGCAAAGAAGACUAACGCUCAUUUAUGGCCACAGCCACUGAUGACUGAAUUUGUCACUUAAUCAGCUCUUAAUUAUUUGAACUGUUAGCUCAGGCGUCCUCCUGUUGAACUAUCGCUGUAGCCACAGUUUGAUCCUCUCAUCGGACAGGCUGGGACCUACAAAUGUUUGACAUUUUUAUCUGGUUAUUUACUGUCAUGUUAACAGUCUUUUCUUUAUUUCCUACUCAGAAAUAAACAACUCGAAACUG
This is a messenger RNA of Scatophagus argus, 3661 nucleotides long. RefSeq names its product solute carrier family 36 member 1 (gene slc36a1). Gene Ontology annotation, cellular component: vacuolar membrane. The transcript has 12 exons. The record is from RefSeq and is a predicted model, not a curated record. Lineage: Eukaryota; Metazoa; Chordata; Actinopteri; Scatophagidae. Gene Ontology annotation, biological process: proline transmembrane transport; glycine transport; proton transmembrane transport. Bases 305 to 1747 code for a protein of 480 amino acids. Gene Ontology annotation, molecular function: amino acid:proton symporter activity; glycine transmembrane transporter activity; L-alanine transmembrane transporter activity.